AUGGUCAACGAAAAGGACCAUUCAAAUGUCGAACGCAACGACUCGUUCCCAAGUCCAUCGUCCGAUGAAGAGUCGAACAUCGGUGACGAGUAUAUUCCCAAUGAUUUAUCGCAGGUCCCUACCAAUUCUAGUGCUGUAGCACGCACAUUAUCGGUCGUGCGGACUCGCGAAUCCGGGAAAGAUCUUGGCCCGCCGCCAGAUGGGGGCUUUCAGGCAUGGCUACAGGUCGCCCUGGGGCAUAUGAUCAUCUUCAACACAUGGGGCUACAUCAACAGCUUCGGCGUAUUUCAGACAUACUACACUACUUCCUUAGGCCGAUCCCCGUCGGAUAUUUCCUGGGUGGGCAGCAUCCAGAUUUUCCUGCUAUUUUUCAUCGGCACUUUUUCCGGACGAGCCACUGAUGCGGGCUACUUCCGCUUCACCUUGACCGUCGGGGCCACGCUGGAGGUGUUCUGUAUCUUCAUGACAUCGCUCUGCACAGAGUACUGGCAGCUCUUCCUGGCGCAGGGACUGGGACAGGGAAUUGGGUGCGGGCUGAUGUUUUGCCCAACCUUGGCUCUGAUCUCAACCUACUUUGAUAAGCGGCGGGGGAUUGCAAUUGGUCUCACAGCGUCAGGCUCGGCCACCGGUGGACUCGUGUUCCCAGCCGUGGUGUUGCGUCUGCUGCCACAGAUUGGGUACGGGUGGACCAUGCGCGUCCUGGGCUUCAUCACUUUGGCAACGUUGAUUCCUUGUGUGUUGCUAUUCAAACAGCGGCUGCCCCCGCGUACUAGUGGGCCACUAGUGGAGUGGACGGCGUUCAAGGAGCUCCCAUAUCUGCUGUUUGCCGUGGGAAUGUUCUUGAACUUCUGGGGGCUCUAUGUGGCCUUCUUCUAUAUCGGUAGUUUCAGCACCGACAUCAUCGGUGCCUCGGAAACGACAUCCAUCUACCUUUUGAUGGUGAUGAAUGGAGUUGGAUUGAUUGGACGAUUGAUCCCCAACUUCAUGGCCGAUCAAUUCACCGGCCCAUUAAACCUGUUGAUCCCGUUUAGUUGCGCCACUGCUCUGGUAGCAUACUGCUGGACUGCCGUCAACAACAUGAACGGCCUGUGGGCCUUUGCUGCCUUCUAUGGAUUGAGUGCAGCCGGUAUCCAGUCAUUAUUCCCUGCUACCCUGAGCACACUUACGACCGAUCUAAAGAAAACCGGAGUGCGCAUGGGCAUGGUCCUUAGCGUGGUGGCAGUCGCUGCCCUGAUCGGAUCACCUAUUGCUGGUGCCCUAGUAUCGAGCGAUGGUGGACAAUACUUGUACGCACAGAUGUUCAUGGGCAGUGCCAUUAUUGCAGGCACUUUGACGCUGAUCGGGGCUCGAGUGUGCAAGGUGGGCACAGGGAUUGCCCGCGUAUAA
Penicillium longicatenatum is the source of this 1386-nucleotide messenger RNA. Its product is annotated as putative MFS monocarboxylate transporter. Gene Ontology annotation, cellular component: fungal-type vacuole membrane. Gene Ontology annotation, biological process: transmembrane transport. The coding region runs from base 1 to 1386 and encodes 461 amino acids. The transcript has a single exon. The record is from RefSeq and is a predicted model, not a curated record. NCBI's taxonomy places the organism in Eukaryota, Fungi, Ascomycota, Eurotiomycetes, Eurotiales, Aspergillaceae. Gene Ontology annotation, molecular function: transmembrane transporter activity.